This is a messenger RNA of Amaranthus tricolor (Joseph's coat), 1333 nucleotides long. RefSeq names its product 30S ribosomal protein S17, chloroplastic-like. Gene Ontology annotation, biological process: translation. Gene Ontology annotation, cellular component: ribosome. The transcript has a single exon. Lineage: Eukaryota; Viridiplantae; Streptophyta; Magnoliopsida; Caryophyllales; Amaranthaceae. The record is from RefSeq and is a predicted model, not a curated record. Gene Ontology annotation, molecular function: structural constituent of ribosome. The coding region runs from base 667 to 1176 and encodes 169 amino acids.
AAAUUUCUCACCUCAUUUAUUAUAUUGUAUGAUAUUAUAUAAAAUGAAGCUUAAAACAUAAUAGUUUAUUUCUUUGGUAUUGUUAUUUGUAGUGAUAUUUUCUUUCACAACAUGUCACUGUCAGUAGCAAUCUCAAAAGAACAAAUAGAGUAAACAUGUUGCAAGUAGUUGUAAUGGUGAGGGAGUAUUUGUACCCGCCUACACAUUUUGUCAUCCAUAUUUACGAGUUGUGAGUGGUUAAGAUGGAAGUGGGUCAGCCAGGCACAUAGGUUGGCCAACCAUGGCUCGCCCAAAGCACGUCACAACAUUUAAAGGACAACUUGACACGAUACAAUUUGGCACGAGGGAGGAGUCACAAUAGUAGACACAUGAGCAACUAGAAAUAUACAUCCAUAGUUAAACCUCAUUUUUGUGUGUCAAAUACAACAUUAUUUACAACACGAUUUGAGACAAUAUAAUUUCGCACAAUGUACUAUAAACUCAAGCCGAACUCAAAUAUACCCAACCACCCAAACAAACACAAUUCAACCCAUUCCAAUUGUGUAGCAACCAAACCAACCUAUUUAGUCCAUAAUCCAUAUGGACCAUAUCUAUUCAUUCAAGCAAAACAAGUCAAAGAUGAGCUAAAAUCCCCUCCAUCUCUAAACAAUCCUUUGCCCCAAAAAAAUGUCUCUAACAUUCUCCCUCCUCAAACCACCACUUUCUCUCUCAUCAUCCAAACCCAAUUCCUCACUUUCCACCCCUUUCCUCCAUGGAACUUCCACCUCCAAAUUCUCUCUCCUCCCAUCAUUUUCCUCCCUUUCUCUCUCCUCCCCACUUCCACCUUCUUCAGCCUCUACUUCUUUACCUAUCAUCAAAGCCAUGAGAUCAAUGCAAGGAAGAGUAGUUUGUGCAACCAAUGACAAAACUGUUAAUGUUGAAGUGGUUCGUCUUGCGCCCCACCCGAAAUACAAACGUCGGGUUCGGAAGAAGAAGAAGUACCAAGCCCAUGACCCGGAUAACCAGUUCAAAGUUGGUGAUUUGGUUCAGCUUGAAAAAUGUAGACCUAUUAGUAAAACUAAGACUUUUCUUGCUGUUGUUCCUGAAGGUAGAAAUGCUUCUAAAGCUGUUGAAUCUGUUUCUUCUGAACUUGGGCUUCCUCUUGAAUCACAACAGCAAGUGGAUAAGAUCGAGUGAUCAAAGUUAGGUAAUAGGUACUGGGUUUUUUUCGUUUGGUUAAAUUAUUGUUUAUGAGGGUGUUUAAAGGAUGCCUGUUGGGUGUUUGAUGAAAUGCCUGACUGAAAUUUGUAACUGGAGAAUUACUUAUAAUAAUAAUAAUGAUAUUUAAUUCGUA